Messenger RNA from Saccharomyces kudriavzevii IFO 1802, 300 nucleotides. RefSeq lists its product as uncharacterized. The record is from RefSeq and is a predicted model, not a curated record. NCBI's taxonomy places the organism in Eukaryota, Fungi, Ascomycota, Saccharomycetes, Saccharomycetales, Saccharomycetaceae. Bases 1 to 300 code for a protein of 99 amino acids. The transcript has a single exon.
AUGGCGGUCCCAGUGAGGGGUGAAACAAGAAAUGUUGACGACAACAUGUCUGCGCAGGUUCAAUCUAAGGCCAAAACAAUUGAUACUACUAAAGAGUUUCAGAAAUUAAGUAUUGAUACUUCUAUUGAAAACAAACAGAGGAAGCAAGCUCUAAUUGAUUUGGAAACAUAUGAGAUAUUUUUAAACAAGUUAACUACUAAAAAAGAUAAAAUUACGAAUGAGGUUAAACAGGAUGAUGAUAUUUCAAAUCUCGAUCAAUUAAUGGAACUCGAUGAAAGAAACGAUUACCAGCCGAGAUAG